UGGGUUGAUUCCACGAAUGAUUUCCUGCUUAGGUUUGUGCCCAUGAUUUGCUAAGCUUGCUUUCUGAAAAUAACAGGAAACCAGGCCAUAUUUGUAUUCGUUGAGGACUCAAGACCGAGAUGACAAUGACUUUAUCAGAAUGGAGGUGAAGCGUCUCAAUGCAAUAAGGAUUGCUCUCCAGAAUCUCCAAGACUAGCAUACCUCAAUUUGAGACCGUCUAUAUAUACUCUCCUUGAGUACUCUACUGUACCAAACGAAGAUAUGAGGAUCUUCACAAAGCUCUCUGCACCACUCUGCCUCCUUUUCGUCUUCCUCUGUCUUAAAACUGCCUUCUCAUCCUCUAUACAUGCUUCUUCCUUCUCAACAACGCAUCUCUGCUCUCAUGAGGAGGCUCUUGCUUUGCUGCAAUUCAAGACAUCCUUCUCCAUCGAUUACACUGUUCCGUAUCCAGAUUAUUGUGCCAAUCAUUUUUAUACUAAAGCUAAUUAUUCUAAGAUUGAGUCAUGGAAGGAAGGUAUAGACUGUUGUUCCUGGGAUGGGGUUAGCUGUGAUAAUGUCACAGGCCAUGUAAUUGCCCUUAAUCUCAGCUGCAGUUUCCUUUAUGGCACCUUUCCUUCCAACAGCACUCUUUUCUUCCUCAAAAACCUGCAGAGCCUCAAUCUUUCCUUGAAUGAUUUUAGGCAUUCCAAGAUUCCAUCGGAAAUCAGUCAGUUUACUAGACUAAAGCAUCUUGAUGUCUCUUUUUCUCGAUUUUCGAGCCAAGUUCCGGGAGAAAUUGCUUACCUCCCCAAGUUAGUUUCUCUCAACCUCUCUUGCAAUUCUUUUGACUUGAUCCUUGAAACAACUACCUUGAGAUAUCUUGUUCAAAAUUUGAGUGAGGUGAGAGAACUUGUGCUUAGUGGAGUGAACAUGACAUCUGUUAAUCCUUGUUCCUUCAUGAAUCUCUCUUCUUCAUUGACUACUCUUGUUCUUUGGGAGAGUGCAUUAAGAGGAAACUUUCCAAACAGUAUUUUCAGCUUUCCAAAUCUCAAGAAGUUUUAUUUAAGUGGAAAGCAAAACCUCAGUAUUGAUCUUCCAAGUACCAAUUGGAGCAGUCCUCUCCAACAGUUGUAUUUAGGUGAUAUGGAUUGCGGAAGGCGAUUGCCAGAGUCUAUAGGAGAUCUAAAGUCAUUACAGUAUCUGCAUCUUCACUGCAACUUUGAAGGUUCCAUUCUAGCUUCCAUAGGGAACUUAUCUCAACUUACUUACCUAAGCAUCUCUUAUAACAAUCUCAGCGGACAAAUCCAAUCAUCACUUGCAAACCUCACACAACUUACCUCUCUUUACCUUUUCAAUAAUCAGUUUUCUGGUCCCAUUUUAGCUUCCAUAUGUAACUUAAGGCAACUUACUAGCCUAUUCCUCUCUUCUAACAAUCUUAGUGGACAAAUCCCAUCAUCACUUGCAAACCUCACCCAACUUACCUUUAUUGACCUUUCCAAUAAUCAGUUUUCUGGUCCCAUUCCAGCAUCCAUAGGUAACUUAAGGCAACUUACUAGCCUAUACCUCUUUUCUAACAAUCUUAGUGGACAAAUCCCAUCAUCACUUGCAAACCUCACCCAACUUACCUCUCUUCACCUUUCCAAUAAUCAGUUUUCUGGUCCCAUUCGAGUUUCCAUAGGUAACUUAAGGCAACUUACUAGCCUAUACCUCUAUUCUAACAAUCUCAGUGGACAAAUCCCAUCAUCACUUGCAAACCUCACCCAACUUACCUCUCUUUACCUUUCCAAUAAUCAGUUUUCUGGUCCCAUUCCAUCUUCCAUAGGUAACUUAAGGCAACUUACUAGCCUAUACCUCUCUUAUAACAAUUUUAGCAGACAAAUCCCAUCAUCACUUGCAAACCUCACCCAACUUACCUCUCUUCACCUUUCCAAUAAUCAGUUUUCUGGUCCCAUUCCAGCUUCCAUAGGUAACUUAUCUCAUCUAACUGACCUAAGCCUCUCUUCUAACAAUUUUAACGGACAAAUCCCAUCAUCUCUUACAAACCUCACACAACUUUGCUAUCUCUUCCUUUCUUAUAACUUACUUAAUGGCACGUUGCCACCUUGGAUUUUCACCCUACCUUUGUUAGAGUACUUGUAUCUCAAUCAUAACCAAUUUCGAGGUCAAAUAAAUCAAUUCCAGCAAAACUCACUCACACACCUAGAUUUGUCAAACAAUAAACUCCAGGGCUCAAUUCCUAACUCAAUUGCUAAUUUAGUAAAUCUUAGUUAUCUCAAUUUAUCAUCAAAUCAUUUUAGUGAUUUUGUAGUGCUUGACAUGUUCUCGGCGCUUCAAAAUCUCGAAAUUCUUGACCUUUCUCAUAACAACUUAACCGGAAAGAUUCCAAAUUGUCUUCCUAAGUCUCUCUCAGUGUUGAAUUUGCAGGCCAAUUACUUUGAUGGAAAUAUAGCAUUUGGGUUUCCAGAGGGCUGUGGAUUACGAAAUCUCAAUUUACAUGGAAAUCAAAUGGACGGCUUAUCACCAAGGUCUUUGGUGAAUUGUCGCAUGUUAGAGGUUCUAGACGUUGGCAACAACAGCAUAAGUGAUACAUUCCCUUAUUGGUUGGAAUCUCUACCAGACCUUCAAGUGCUUGUCUUAAGGUCCAACAAGUUCCAUGGUUCUGUGCAGAGCACCAAAGAAAGUCCAUCUUUUCCCAAGUUGCGAGUUCUAGACCUCUCCAGCAAUUAUUUUGUUGGUGCUUUGCCUGUUCGGUACAUUGAAAAUUUUAAUGCGAUGAUGGACCCUCAUAAAGAUGGUGGUUCCCCUGAAUACAUGAUGGUGUCGACAGGAGCCAAUUCUUAUCAGUAUUCACUAGUUGUGACAUGGAAGGGAUUCGACUAUGAGCUGCAGAAAAUCUUGACCAUAUUCAGUAGUAUUCAUCUCUCAAAUAACAUGUUUGAGGGAGAAAUUCCAGAUGUUAUUGGAAAGCUUAGUUCUCUCAAAGGGCUUAAUCUUUCUCAUAACAACCUUACUGGUCAUAUCCCACCGUCACUAGGGAAUUUGACGAAUCUGGAAUGGUUGGAUCUCUCUUCCAAUGAGCUGGCAGGGAAAAUUCCUGAUGAAUUGGUAUCUUUGACCCAACUCUCUGUAUUGAAUCUUUCAAAUAAUCAUCUCAUCGGACGCAUACCACAGGGCAAUCAGUUCAACACCUUUGGAAAUGGUUCUUAUGAAGGAAACCUUGGACUGUGUGGAAUCCCAUUGUCAAAAUCUUGUGAUGGAAUUGGGACAUCGCCGAGCUCCUUCCAAGAAAAAGAUGAGUUGUGGAGAUUUGGCUGGAGAGUUGUGGUGUUAGGCUAUGGAUGUGGAGUUGUUUUUGGACUGCUGAUGGGAUAUCAUGUCUUUCGAACAGGAAAACCAAAAUGGUUUGUGUCUUUGUUUGAUGGCCGACAAAGUCAAAGUGGAAGGAAGAUGAGGAAACCCAGAAGAAUUGUUGAAAGAAGAAGCUAGUUGCAGAGUUGAUGUUUUAGAGCUUCUGAUUUAAUGUUUCCAGAAUAAGUGCUUUUCGGUUUGAAGUUCUUGUUAUGGCUGGCAUUGGCUUGUCUAAAAUUGUCAGCCUUCUCUUGUCUUUAUUAUGCUUUGUAAUUUUGUCUUUCUUUAUUGUAAAAUAUAUUUGAAGGUUCAAGCUGUUAAUCUUCCUUUAUUAAUGUACUUCCUUAAGCCAGUUGGUAUCAAACUGGAAGUGAAGGUAUGUCAAGUUCCAUUCUUUAUAGUUUUGUUCUUGAGAUUCUCAUUAGCACAGCCAUAAAAAUUCUUGCUUUAC
This is a messenger RNA of Rubroshorea leprosula, 3778 nucleotides long. The record is from the annotation of a GenBank genome assembly. NCBI's taxonomy places the organism in Eukaryota, Viridiplantae, Streptophyta, Magnoliopsida, Malvales, Dipterocarpaceae.